CCGCGCCGCGCUGGUGGUCUAGCAGACGACAUGUUGGCUGCAGGGAGUACCUCGUCUCGGACGUUUCGGCCGCGAGUUUUCUCGGGGAUACUUGAGUGAGGAGAGACAAGCUCAAACUCGGUGAAGAAGCGCGGUGGCGAGAGAGGUCGGUGAGGGCGCGAGACCUCUCCGAAGAGGGUGUGCGUGUGUGUUUAAAGACGGCCGAAAGCAAGAGAGGGAGAGAGAGAGGAAGAGAGCAGGUACGCAAGGGUGCGGGUUCCCAGAGUACUGCUGCUGCUGCUGCUGCUGCUGCUGCUGCUGCUGCUGCUGCUGCUGCUGCUGCUGCUGCUGGCCGUGCGGUGACCGUCGACGAGGAGCUCGUGGUUGAGAAGGAGAAGAAGAGGAGGCGGAGGGGGGGUGGGGUAGAAAAGCGCGGAGGAGGUGAAGGUGGCAGGGAGGAAACAGGGCCCAGAGAGUGAGCCCUCGAAAAAGCAGAGCCUGAAACAAGAGGAGCAAGAAACCAGAAAGGCGACAAGUACCGCGAAACAGUCCGUGAACUGUUUUCGCACGGAUGUGAAGAAGAUCUUCUGUUCGAGAACGUGCUAUAUAAGAGUGAAGAGGAGAAGGAGGAGGAGGAAGCGAAGGAGGCGGUGAUAGUAGCCGUCGUGCCGGCGAGGAGUGCGAAGAGGGAGUCACGGACAGACGACGGCAAAGUUGAGAGCAGCUCGGAGCAGGAAGAGAGGAAAGAAGAGCAGCGGCACGUUAUCCUCGACGCGAAGCGACGUGACAUCUCUUCGACCACAGCUCGAUCGACGAUCCUGACCGAUCCGCAGGGCAGCUUACGACCGCGCUGAACGGCGCGCGAGAGAGUGACAGAGCCGAUCUAUUUUAGCCUUUCAUCGUCGCCGGUGUGCCGCCACCGCUGUCGACAACGCGCCGUCAUAUCGGCGCGCGGGGUAGGGAGUCUCCGAUCCGAUCCGCGUCGAGGAGGUGAGGUGAGGCGAGGCCGCACAGCCGUCGUGUUUUACGCGCAACACGCGCCGUGUCCCUCUACCUAUAGAAUCGAGCUCGCGUGUACAUAUCUGCCUCGCUUCCUCUCUUUCUCUCUCUCUCUCUCUCUCUCUCUCUCUCUUUUUCACACUCUCCCUCUCUCGCUUUCCCGUCUCUCGCGCCGUCCACCAGAUCGUCGGAGACGUCGCGGCAAGGGAGAAGAGACGUACCUCGCGCGACCAACGACAGAGAGGUAGUGUCGCGUCGACGUAUUGUCGCCCCCGGCUGUCCCGUGUGCACUGACUACGUGCGUGUGGUGCGUGCGUGCGUUCGUGCGUCCAGAGUGUAUGUGUGUGCGUGUGUCUGUGCCGCGUACGUUCUCUCCUGUACGCGGGAGUAACAGCAGCAGCCUCCUCACGACCGGCGCUCUCGGUGCCGCUGUCGUCGUCGUGGUCGUAGUCGCGUCGCUGCUACCGCGCGAACGCAACACCAAAUUCAUCGUGCCGUCACACCGUGUGCGCACCGUGUCACCGUGUCAUCGUUGCGUUGACUUUGGUGCUUCGUUAGCUGUCGUCGUUGCUUCUCCGUUUUCGACAUUAUCGCUGGACAUCGCGCGCGCAUACACUGCUGCAGGAGCAUAACCUCGGAAACGUCGUGACCGGCCGCCAUCGACGUCGUGCGCGGCGCGCGCCGUCGUCGUCGUCGUCAUCGACUCUGACACCGUCGUCGCCGUCAUCGACAUCCCACCGACAGGUUACAUCGCCUCUCAUUCUCUCCUAUCGUGAACGAGCGAGAGAGGAGGCGGAGGCGCACGAUCGGAGGGAAGAAGAGGGCGAGAGAGCGCAACACGGGGCUCUCUCAGUUGCCGCCGGGCGAGCGAAGCGCCGGAGCUUGUAGUGUGCAAUAGUUAUGAUUUCGCGGGUAGUGGAGGCUGUCAGUGAUCGAGACAGGCGUGAAGUGUGCUCGUGAAUGUGUCGCGCUGAAAGAUACAUCGGGAGUACACAAGAAAGAGAGAGAGAGAGACACACACACAGACAUAACAGACAGGAGGAGGAGCAGACGUCGUCAUCAUCAUCGUCGUCGUCGUCGCUGCCGUCGUCAGUAUUGCUCCGUCGCUGACAAAAAGUUAUCAAGAAUAAACGAGAAGUAGGAGGAGGGAAGGCAAGAAGAGAGAGAGAGAGAGAGAGAGAGAGAGAGAGAGGGGGGAGAGAGAGAGAAAGAAGCCCAAGGCGGGCGGAAAUAAAAAGACAACAAGAAGAGCUCCACGCUUGACAGAGACGAGGGAAGAACGAUUGCCGUGGCCAGUCGUCGCUAUCCGCGUCUGGUUUCAGGCAGAAAGAGAGAGAAAGAAACGUCAGUCGGCCGAAGAAGCGGGCAGAGGACGCAGCGCGAGCGAGCGCGCCGCACCGCACCGCACCGCACCGCGCGCGACGACCGGGACGAACGGAACGGCGGAAUCGGAGAAGAGCGAACGGCGGGAACCGCGGAACGGGAACGACCGUGCGCGAACCGCGGGACACGAGGUGUUUUUUGAACGGUGGCAGAUUCGUGACGGCGGCAGCGGAACUGUAAACAAUAACGACGACGCCGUCGGAGCCGCCGGUCGCACAGUCACCCUCGACAACUCGCUCGCGGGACGUCCGUCCCGAUCGCCCUCCCUUUCGUCGUUCACCGUAACCAUCGCCACCACCAUCACCGCCACCACGACUCGGGAAGUCAACGGGCCAGGACCGCUGGACGUGGAAGGAAAGAACGGUGAAGGCGAGUCGCGCGUGUCCUUCCCGUGGUGUGUCAUGGGGUGUUUCGGUAGCCAGAGUAGCAAGGCCAGCCAGGAUGACAGCAAAAAUCAGAAAAGACGGUCGGACGCCAUUACCAGGCAGCUACAGAAGGAUAAGCAGGUCUAUCGGGCCACCCACAGGCUACUCCUGCUCGGAGCGGGGGAGUCCGGCAAAAGUACGAUCGUCAAGCAGAUGAGGAUACUGCACGUCAAUGGUUUCAGCGAGGCGGAGAAGCGGCAGAAGAUCGAAGACAUUAAGAAGAACAUUAGGGACGCCAUUUUGACGAUAACCAGUGCGAUGAGCACGUUAACGCCGCCCGUCACGCUGGAGGAUCCGUCGAACCAAAGCAGAGUGGACUACGUCCUGGAAGUCUCGUCUUCCCCAGACUUCGAUUAUCCUCCGGAAUUCUACGAGAUCGUCGAAACACUCUGGAAAGACCGGGGCGUCCAGCAAAGCUUUGAGAGGAGUAACGAGUACCAACUCAUUGACUGCGCCAAAUAUUUUCUAGAUAAGGUAGCCAUCGUAAAACAGCCGGAUUACACGCCCACAGAACAGGAUAUCCUGAGGUGUCGAGUUCUCACAUCCGGCAUUUUUGAGACGCGGUUUCAGGUCGACAAAGUAAACUUUCACAUGUUCGACGUCGGCGGUCAACGCGAUGAAAGGAGAAAAUGGAUACAGUGCUUUAAUGACGUUACGGCAAUUAUAUUCGUCACGGCGUGUAGUAGUUACAAUAUGGUACUCAGGGAAGACCCUACGAAGUUGAGACUUAGAGAGAGUCUCGAUCUCUUCAAAAGUAUUUGGAACAAUCGGUGGCUCCGCACGAUUUCUGUGAUCUUGUUUCUAAACAAGCAAGAUCUGUUAGCGGAAAAAAUUAAGGCGGGCAAGCAUAAAUUGGAAGACUACUUUCCGGAGUUCGCGCGUUACCAGACACCAGUGGAGCCUGGGGUGGUCGCGGAUCCCACGGAACCUCCUGAUGUUAUAAGGGCCAAGUACUUCAUCAGAGACGAGUUUCUCCGCAUAAGCACGGCGAGCGGUGACGGCAAGCACUACUGUUACCCGCACUUUACGUGCGCCGUCGACACGGAGAAUAUCAAGAGAGUGUUCAACGAUUGCCGGGACAUCAUUCAGCGGAUGCAUCUGCGCCAAUACGAGCUCUUGUGACUUCGUUCCUGUCGACGUGUCCUGUCAUCCAUUCGCCUGACCGUUACGCUCGUGCUGCAUUUGGAGCCGCUGCGAGCCGAAUGAACCAACCGUAACUGUGAGGAGGAGGAAGAAGAAGAAGGUAAUCGCGAGGACUCGCGAGCCCGCGCCGUCGCGAGAACAUACGCCUCGCGAGGGCGUGCGAAGGUAACGCGCGGUGGUGGGCUUCUUCUUCGCCCGGAGAACCCAGCCGGUAAAACACAGCCACAGAGAGGAGCCACGAGCCGCGUCCAAGACCCUCACGCCUGCGGACAGCAGUGACCGCGAAUCAACCGCCGUCUCUCCUCGACGGCGUGAUCCAGGGAGAUCGCGCGUCCUGCUUCUCGAUCGUUGGACGGAAACGGCCCCCUCCGGGCGUGAUUUUCGAUCGCUCGACUCUCCUUUGAGUUAUAGAUUGAAGAGAGUGUGCUGAACGUUCACCGAACACCGACGGGAAUGGAAACCCUCUCGUCGUGUCUCGAUCGUUGUGUGUGAAGCAUCACUUGUUUCAUUUCAUUCCUGUCGCGCGCGCACGCGAGAACGCGGAUUCCGUCGUGACUCGGGCCAAUGUCGUCGCCGUUGGAUGCGACGCGCUUCCGACGGGCUCGGGUAACGAUUCUCUCGUUCAACACACUCUUGACGUGGAUUAUUAUUGUUCAGGUUAGCUUUAAGGAUGUUUCCUAAGACUUAGACAAACCUCUCCGGUAAAGAAAGAAAAAGAAACAAGAAGAUAAACUCUUUUAUCGUUUGACUUUCCCCUUACUCGUUUUCGAAUCUCUACUUUUGCCUUGCUCCUCUUCUUACAUCUCGCUUAUAAUCUCCGCGUCUCUUAUUUCCCUAGCUUAUCUUUCGUUCGACAAUUCGUUGAUUUCUCGACUUCCGAAUCUCGAUUCUUUAUUACAUUGGCCCGACCCGUAGGAGUCUCAGCCGCGCCCUUUUUACGAGAAGAGUAUUUUGUGAGAUUUUACAGUAUUUCGAAGAGCGUUUUAAUUGUAUAACUAUGUAUCGAGUAUGUACAGGGUGACCGUCCACGGAUUCUCAUGUUUUUACAUACGUUUCUUACGACCGAGGUCUCUCACGGAUAUGGAUUUCCCUUCUUUUUUUUACCGAUAUAUAUAUAUAUAUAUAUAUAUAUAUAUAUAUAUAUAUGUAUGUAUGUAUAUGUAUAUCAUACGUCGAGUUACUUUAGUUACUGUACUUAGGCACACGCGCUAUUGCAAUAGCAAUCGUCUGUAUGUAUUAUAUCUUAGCCCACGUAACAGAUGUGCCACGUUCUCAAAUUGUUCGUUUUACGCACGCGUCUAAUUUCGAGAUACGUUGCACGCACGACACUUUUUCAAUUUUCGCGCAAGAGUAAAAGUCCGUUAUUUUCGCAUCUCGCCGAUUCUCAGCGGAUUCGUCGAACGCACCGUAUCUCGCGCUUUCGGAGAAAUCGUCACGCCCUGAUGAUAUGUGGUAACGUGUACAAAUUUUUAUGCGAAUAAUCCGAUAGUCAAUCACGAUGGAGCAUUUUUAUGGUAUAAAUAUUCCGGAACAACCACAGUCGACGUGUGUGAAUCAUAUUGCACGUUGUCGCUAUAGCUUCACGUUUCCUCGUCGUCGCUACUUGGACACCCUGUAUGCGGUGCUGUGAGAAGCCAUUUUUUUCCCUCGAAUUUCAUUACUUUACCAGUUACACUUUAGUCGAUGUUAUGUUGUAAUUACGGGAUUCUUAUGUGCGCGCAAUAAUGUACGUACAUAAGUAAGCUGACGUAGCCGUGACAAGCGCAAACGAAAGUAACCAAAUGACAGUUACUACUCCAAUCUCCUUUCUAACGAAACACAGAUAUCAAAUGUCUUUCUUAUCUAUGGCAUUCAUUUGUUAAGUUGUCGCGCAUAUCUGUAACCAUGCGAUAAUUUUGCAGGAAUAGAAGAGAAAACUAUUUUCGGCGGCAUAUAUAUCAAAAUUCUACCAUGUGUUAAGAAAAAAUUGGCUAUUGUUGUAUACUUGUAAUCUCGAGGAGGGAAUAUUCUGCGUUCGCCGAUAGGUGAGGAGAUUUCGAUGAACGCGUCAACGUCAGAAUGCCUUGCCGACUUCGACCUCAUAGGAGCGUGAAGAAUACUCGAUCCACGUGUACACAUCGUUGCGCGCUCGCUUACGGACUGCUUCCAGAUAGUGCACACAUGUGCGCAUAUGAUACCGUAUCGUUGGUAUCGUUUCGCACAUACGCGUACUUGCUCGUACGUGAAAGCAGAUCGUACGUGUUCCAAAGAAUCCCGUAAGCCACGCAUACACUACUGCAGCACACUUGCGUAUAUUACUACAGCAUCCUACAUGUUGCUCGAUUGAUAUCCAUUUAAGGUAAAGAUAUCUGUGCCCGCACUCGUACCUCUAGUCCUGGCCAUUCUUAUUUAGUCUUUAAAUACGAACAUUUUAAAUUUUCAACACAUACAAUGUAUGCAUGUAAUUACUAUAUAUAUAUACAUAUAUAUAUAUAUAUAUAUAUAUAUAUAUAUACAUAUAUUUUAUAUUGAAAAUUUAAAUAUUCAUAUUUAAAAUCUUGGCUUCGGUAUACUUUGACUGAAGAGCGUUCGUUGUAUCCGCGUGUCAGUGGCUGCGAUGCGUUACCACAUUGUUACUGCAUUGUGCACGGCCGUUUAUAUGCAGCCUUCGCAAAUGACGUGAGCGUUUUCCUAGAUUAUGUACACGUAGGAAAGCGUUCAUAUAUGAGAAGAGACUUUGGGUAGGGUCCAUUAGCGUUGCAAGUGCUUCUCAGAGCGACGGACAAUCAUAUUGGUUGAUUUGACACUUUGGAGCAUUCGGAGUGUCAAGCGAGCCCUGCCCUUUUUAAGGACGUAUAUAUACGGCUUCUGCAGCGAAACGACCAAAACAAUAAGAAUGUCCGGGAUUAGGUGUGAGGAAUUGGUACUUUUACCUUACAUUAAACUCGUUGCGAGCACCUUCGCGUAGGUCAAAUGAGAGUCAAAUCGAGGCGACUAAAAUAAAAAAAGAAGUUAGAAUUACGAAUAAGAGCGAGAUUCCGCGAUGGGUUUCGUUGUCGUAAAACAAACUCGACCGCGUUAUUCCUAUUUUUCUCUAUUAAUUGAUUGCGCUGCAAUCGACUUUGCGGCGACACUCGUUUUGGUCGGCACAUUCAAGUGAAUCCAGUCCUUUUACCGCGACAUGGAUCGCACAAUUGAAAAAUGGCCACGUCCGGCGUCGCGUUUAAUUUACGAAGCCGUUGCGUUAAAGUUGAGUAUCCGAUGGGUCGCGUUUCAUGACUGUCCUCGAGUACUGUCAUCGCAGCUUUGCUUUUACUCGACAGCUCUGUUUGACUGAUUCGUCGCCGUUUCAUUCGGUCGAUCUAAAUUGACGUCUCGCGCACACACGCGGCUCCUUACGUUUGUUUUAACCGUGAUACGACGAGAAUAGGAAUUCCGGGCGUUACAUAACAGGUAUCCUCUACAUGCCGACAUGUCCACAACUACGUAACUGUAACUUCGUAUAAUAUCAAUGUACGUGUACGUGCAUAGAGCACUACGAACGAGGCGACCACAAACAUUGGCGCGCGCGUGAAACAAAAAUUUCUCUCUCUCUCUCUCUCUCUCUGUCUCUUUCUUUCUUCCUCCGCGCUUCACACGUGACGUCAACAAGUAGAAUUAAACGCGCUCUGUUUCACUCAGUCGGCAACGAUAAAAAUAUUAUAAAGUUGAAACAAGUACGAAUGCCUCUUUCGUAUGCUGCCAGCGUUGUACACUUACAUCUGUCGCAUUAGCGCGUAACAAAGAAGCCAUAGUUUAUAACAUUAUUUAUAACUUCGCGAAACGUUAUUUUUACCGUGACUGAUAGGACAAUGUGUGUGUUUAUGUAUGCGUGCGUGUAUGUGUGUGUGAGAGAGAGAGAAAGAGAAAGAUGAGCGUGAGGCUGAAAGAGGGAGAAUCUCUGCGCGACUAUUGUCUAUCUGUCGACAACUUCCGUGAAACUCGAACGUUCAUAUCCGGCAUAAAGUCAAAAGAGUGGAAGCAUAACGAGUAAUCAGUAUCGCCGCGAGCAUGUUCUCGUGUUACUUUCUUUCUUUUCAUUCUCCCGCGGACGGAUAGUAUACGUGCGUUCUGAUUUCAAGAGGUUUACGUAGCGACGUCGAGCGGAAAUUAGCGCGAGCACGAGACAAAUCGAAGCCCACGUAAUAACGAAUUUCUAUUCUCCACGUUACCGGCCACGAUAGUAAUACACGUAACACACAAGGACGGCGCCGCUAUUAUUCAUAUUGUAAAGAAAAAACAAAAAUAAUUCACGAGCAUUGAUAUAUUAUUCGUGCGUAUAUCUGCGUGUGUGUAUGUGAUGAUGGGUGGAUAGAUGUGUGUGUGUGUGUGUGUGUGUGUGGUCAAGCGAGGUAGACGAUGUACCGAAUAAAUAGCCGAUUUACGUGGUCGCGACUACAGCAACAUAUACAUAUACACAUAUAUAUAUAUAUAUAUAUAUAUAUAUAUAUAUAUAUAUAUACAUACAUAUAUAUAUACAUAUAUAUACAUACAUAUAUAUAUACACAUACGCCGACAUCGCACAAGUUUACUUUUCUUUUAUCAUACGUAAACGUAUAAAACGGGUAUAUGAGUAUAUGUGUGUGUGUGUGUGUGUGUGUGUGUGUGUGUGUGUAAAAUAUUGUGAUGCAGGUAUGUUAUAUAUUAUUUGUAAAUAUGACAGUGUAUCAGAUUCGUGUUACUUAGGCAAAGCAAUGAUUUCGACGGCCCCGUUUAAAAUUGCGCGUCUCGUAAUUGGGAUCGAUUGGAUACGAUGAGCAACAGGUAAAUGUUAAAGAGAAUCGCAUUCAAUCGACGUUCGAUGCUGCCAUUCGUUGACGGUCGAUCGCGAUCGAACGUGAUUUGGUCAACGACCAGCAGAGUACAUACCACAGAAAGAGAAAGAGAGAGGGGGGGGGGAUAGGAAGCGGUCAGUGUUACGCGUAAAACAUCAAUCCUGAAUAAGGAGAAAAAAGAGAAAGAUAGGUAAAAAACGCAGCACGUUGUCCGCGAAGCGCAUUAUUGUUUCGUCCUUAGCAAUAUUCUUUGUGGACCACGUCGCCGAUUAUGUAGCCUUAAAUAGCGAAAGUGAAAGUAGACGUGUGUAAUUGGAAUUAGCAUGACACACAGAAACGGGGACGCCAGGGGAUGAUCCGACAUACGCGGCAACCGCUGAACAAAAAUCUGCAAUUGUUAGCCGUUGCGUCAACUAUCCGUGUCAGAAUUUGACGACCUGCGCGGUCCCCUUCGGUUGCACUAACGUCGAUUAGCGAUCACGAUCGAUUCCACCCUCUUCUGUCUACAUUGUAGGUGUACUACUAUAAAACUAUAAUGUAGAGAAGAAAAGAGAGGCAACGCGGGACAAAGAGAUCUAAAAGAUGUUGAGAGGAGAGGGAGGGCAUGAGGUGUGUGAAAGAACAUCCCCGCGACGUUUCUUGGGGAUUCACGCGUUGAAAACAUAUUUUGAUCGGUGCAACUCAGUCUGCGUAAUUUAAUAACGAUAGCAGAGAACUCAAUAACUAAGUAUCUAAUGACCAUUUGUUUCGGAAUUCGAGACCGUUAUGUAUUUCCAAUGAGAGCACGAAGCGUCUACUGAUGGUUGCGCGCGAUUAGGACUUAGAUGAGCAAAUCAUUAUUGUCGUUAAUACUGUUAUUCGAUAAACAAUCUCCUCGCAUUGUCGAAUUUUAUUAAAAUAGAUAGUAUCGUUGUAACAUUAAUUAUUAUUGUCAUCGUGACGGGCGACUGUCGUGGCGAUCAUUGUUAAAAGCUGAUCUACUGAAAGUAGCGGCUUGAGUGAGUCUUUUGUAACGCUAGUGUCGACGAUAUUUCGCAGAAUCGGGUUAACUGUGCACAAAAUCUCGAAAGUUCACACCUCGUGAUGAAAUCAUGAUCGAUGUUCAUAAUACAUUACGGCACGAGCACGAUUUUGCUUUUUGUAAGAGAUUUAUCAUGGAAUUUUAUAUUCUAGUUUUAACGACAGAAAAAUACGACACAUGUUUCGACCCCGAGAGGGAGCGACAAACGAUUACAAAGUGGCGUUUUUACGUUUUUUUGCGACUUCUCGGAAAAACCAAAAGUCUAAUUUUACAGUGAACACACUAAUGCGUCUUUCAUUCGGUCGGGAGCGUUUUGAGGAUGAAGGCGUGAGGUUUCUCGCGAGAUAAAGUUGUAUAGAGCACGCGCUUAUAUCUGUCACGAAUGAGCCGUAUUCGACGAUUAUAGUUUUAAGCAGCGAGCUGCGAGAUAAUCUGUUAGGUAUACGUUCUCUUUGGAUGGUUUCAUCGGCGGAAUCGGAAUACGUUUGCGUACUCCCGCGUGCAGUCCGCGACACACGUUAUAUAUAUAUAUAUAUAUAUAUAUAUAUAUAUAUAUAUAUAUAUAUAUAUAUAUAUAUAUAUAUAU
Molecule: messenger RNA, 10329 nt
Organism: Odontomachus brunneus
Lineage: Eukaryota; Metazoa; Arthropoda; Insecta; Hymenoptera; Formicidae
Gene: Galphas
Product: guanine nucleotide-binding protein G(s) subunit alpha
Exons: 10
Coding region: 2763-3908 (381 amino acids)
Biological process (GO): adenylate cyclase-activating dopamine receptor signaling pathway; sensory perception of chemical stimulus
Cellular component (GO): heterotrimeric G-protein complex
Molecular function (GO): GTPase activity; G-protein beta/gamma-subunit complex binding; GTP binding
Source: RefSeq, a predicted model, not a curated record